Solanum pennellii is the source of this 788-nucleotide messenger RNA. RefSeq names its product ethylene-responsive transcription factor ERF109-like. The transcript has a single exon. The record is from RefSeq and is a predicted model, not a curated record. NCBI's taxonomy places the organism in Eukaryota, Viridiplantae, Streptophyta, Magnoliopsida, Solanales, Solanaceae. Bases 204 to 590 code for a protein of 128 amino acids. Gene Ontology annotation, molecular function: DNA binding; DNA-binding transcription factor activity. Gene Ontology annotation, biological process: regulation of DNA-templated transcription; ethylene-activated signaling pathway.
UCAAAUUUUCAACAAUGCAGAGAUCAACCAAACUCAGUGAUGAAGAAGAGUUUUCAAUCAUGGUUGCUGCCUUAACCAAUGUGAUUACAGGUACUUCUCUUGAUGCCGCAAUUUCAGUACCUGAGUAUGUCUUAUUCUAUUGAGCAACAUUUAUUUUGUGUUUCGACCGAACCAGAGUGUUGUCAAUUCUACAAAACAUAUAAAUGGUUGUUUACGAUGCUACGGCUGGUGUUAACAACAACAAUACAUUAAAUUUUGUUGCAAAGAAGAAGAAGAAUAAUUACAGAUCAUUGGGAAAAUGGGCUGCGGAAAUUAGAGAUCCAAGAAGGGCAGCUAGAGUAUGGCUUGGAACGUUUACUACAGCUGAAGAUGCAGCUAGAGCUUAUGACAAAGCAGCUAUUGAAUUUAGAGGUACACGAGCUAAGCUUAAUUUCUCAUUUGCAGAUUACACUUCAAUUCAACAACACAAUACUACUACUACUACUACACCCAUGCAAGUGACAACAAUAAUCAGCGCCCUCGCAGUUACAACAAGUAAUGAACACAGAAGAAGAAGAGUUGUGGGAUCAAUUGAUGAAUUCGGACAAUGAACUUCAAGAUUACUUUGAUGGAGAAUCUGAGAAAACUGAGGGAGCUGAUGAUUUUGAUGGCAGCUUGCCUACCAACUUCAACGAAUAUUGACAAACAUUGUUCACACAAGGAGGAGUAACAACGUUAUCCUCUGCCCUUCAGACCUUACCUUAUUAUACUAAUCUAUCAAUUUCACUAAUAUUUAGGAUUUCGAUGAC